CUCUUCUUUUUCCUCCCCUGCACCAAGCAACAAGACCCAGGCCCCCGACGCACCUCCCCUCUGAAAAUCGGUGAGAAAGCUCGAGAUUUUCCCUUCUUUUCUUGUUCAAGAACAACAUUUAGGAGUUUAGAAACCUUCUCCCCCUGCAGGAAAUUCCAGAUCUGCUCUGCUCUGUCUUCACCGCCGGCUACUCUUGAUUGUGGGUGCGAAUUUCUCUAAUUUUUGGGUAAGGAACAGCCACCAAUCCCUCUGUUCUUCUUUGAAUUGGCUUGGGUUAACACUGAUUUCUCUUGGUUUCUCCAAUUUUGGGAUCGAUCCCGAAUUUCUCCCCAAAUUGCCGCCGGCCUUCCCUUAGCUUGCAGCUCCGGUUCUGCUGGGAAAUUCUGGUUCCUGAUCGUUCUGUCAGUUUACCACUGAGAUCGAGUUUUCAGUUUUAUGCAAGUGAGGUAAGUAAAUUUAUGGUAAUGCUCGUACAGUUUUUAAUAGCAUGUUUUGACUUGUUUUUGACGUGGUGGCGGGAGUAAACCCGUUUUAUACAAAAGUAAGUAUGUGUUUACACCAUAAAUUACAAAAUUUUAAAUUAAUGCCACGUGUAAAAUUUUUAUUGGCUGGAGGAGUUUGAGCCAUGUCAGAUUCGGAUUUUGAGCCCCAUGACAGAUCAGCAUAUGUGUUGGCAAGAUAGGAGAGGUAAAGAUAAUGUUUUAUGGAGUAAUUAUCUUCUUGAAACAGAAAGAGAUAAUGGCAGCUGGAAAAUAGGGGAAGAUCACAGUUUAAAAGGGGAUUUUAUCUGAUAAAGUACAGGUGGCGAAAUCUGGAAGGGAAUUAAAUUAGGUCAAAAGGUGAGGUGUCCCACUACUCCAACAAACUACCCAUGAUUGAGUAAUUGCCGGCACAAGAGGAAUAAAAAGGAAAUCUUGGCAAGAGGAAUAGAUGGCCAGCCCUACUCAAACAUCAACAAAUUUUCAUACUUUGAUUUUCUCUGCACAUACUUCCAGAUUUCGGUUUUCAGCACAGAUUUCGUAUUUCAGCACAGAUUCCAUUAGAAUUAGGUUGUUUUUUCAUCAUUCCAGUAGACAAAUUAAUUCCUAUAUUCAGUUAAACAAUUUCUUUUCAUGCAAUGAACUUCAAUUCUUCAAGUUUAUGCAAGAGGUUGACUGUGAGGAAGGAGAGGGUCGUUGGGAAAGUCCUCCUUUCUUACUUUCAGCAAAUCCAACACAUUCAGAAGGAGAGAAUGAGCCAAUCAUUCCACCACCAUUGUCACCAAUACUUAGGGAGCAUUCUUUUGUCAAUCCUACUUUCAACAAGGGUAGUGAAUCUGGAGAUGAUGUUGCUCAAUCUCGUGAUUCUCUUGUGAAAGCUGUGUCAGAUCAUAUUAGCAUCAUGUGGCACACACUGAUGGAAUCUGAGGAGAAAGCUCGACAAAGAAGCCAAGAGGUAGCAAGUGGACCAGUGCAGCCAAAUCCUGUUGAGGCUGCACCACGUGUGGCAGAUUUGGGUAAUCACCAGCAACCCAGAUAUCUGCCACCUCCGCGCCGACCGAAUGGAGGACAUCAACAGCAUAAUGCAACUCCACAAAAGGAGCAUUUCCAGCCUUAUGUGCCACCAGUGCAGCAAAAUCUUCCAAAUCUGCCAGGACAGUACAUCAAUCGUGAUCAGAUUAUUUACAUGGUGCAAGAGGCUUAUGGUCCAGUUCUGAGGCCUCUUGUUAGACCUGCUUACAGAAAACCAUAUCCAGAUUACAUAGACCAAGAAAAUCCUUUUCCAAGGGGGUUCAAGGUUCCAGAAUUCACUCUAUUUUCUGGAGAUGGUGGAUAUUCUUCAAUCGAACAUAUAGGCCGCUUCACAAUUCAAUGUGGCGAGGCCUCCAGUGAUGAUAAUCUGAAGCUCAGAUUUUUUCCUAGCUCAUUAACUAGUACAACUCUCACCUGGUAUCUAAGUCUGCCACAGAAUUCUGCUUAUACUUGUAGGCAGAUGGAAGAUCUUUUUCACAUCCAGUUCUACUGUAGUGAGCCAGAAGUGUCCAUGGCAGAUUUAUCUCAUCUGGUGCAGCGACCUGGAGAAACAUCUGAGGCCUUUCUGGCCAAAUUUCGGAAGGCCAGACUUAAAUGCAGAGUUGCCCUGCCAGAACAGGAAUUUGAUAAAAUCGACAAGGGAAUUCUGCGCUUUCCAGAUAAGGCCAAAGAAACUAUGGGAGUUGAUGCAGAUCCAUUCCCUACCAUGUCUGUUGUGGUGAACGCGGCAGAUCUCAGGAGCAUUACUAGAGACAGAACUCAGACAUACUAUAGGCGCAGACUUGCAGCUGAUGAUCUGAGGUGGGUCAUUGAGGAGGCCAUGGCGCGCAGAAAUCAGGUUAGAUCAGGCUCAUACCGAAGGAGACAGCUCGGGGGGCAUAACUCAACUCAACAGAAAAAUAAUGCAAAUCAGGGAACUGCGAUAUCUGGACGUGCAGAAAAGCCCAGAAUGGUGAAACCAUCACCUAGAUCUCCAACCAAACGAUGGGAACGUGUGGUGCAUCCAAAAUUUCCUAAAGAUCAGGCACAGCCGCUCCCAGCAAGAAGAAAAUCAGUGUGGGUCCGUAAAAAAAAAGGGAGCACAUCUGGUCAGAAUUCUCCAAAAAAGGAGGAACCACCCAAAAGUCCAACAUCGCCUCGAGUUCUGGCUGUAGAAUCCAAUGAAGAAACUGGUUUGAAGGCGAAGUUUGACGUGUCAGAUAAAGCGGAAAUUUCAUCAGAUGUAAUUUGUUUUGGUGAGUUUUUCGUGAAUCUAUCUUGCUUGGUGAUCACUCUUCCUUUGGUCUUUCAAGCAAGAGAGCAGCCAGAAUCUGCAGUCUAUCACCAGACAGAUUUGACUGAGGAAGAAGAAGUCAUUGAAAUCCCAGCCAAGGAAGAUGGUGGCAUGGAUUCAGCAGAUAAAAUCAUUUUCGAAAAACCAGAAAAGAGAAUGACCAGGCACAUCAGGCCAUUAUACAUUCAUGCACAUCUGGACGGUAUGCCAAUAAAUCGAGUUCUGGUGGAUAAUGGAGCAGCUGCCAAUGUUUUGCCAACUUGUAUUCUCCACAAGAUUGGCAAAUCUUUGGGUGAUUUAAUGGAGACAGAAGUGACAAUCAGUGACUUUACUGGUGGAGUAAAUCGCUCAAGGGGAAUUCUGCCAGUAGAACUUACCAUUGGGAAUAGAACUCUCAUGUGUGCAUUCUUUGUGGUUGACACCAUUGCCACUUAUAAUGCAUUGCUUGGGAGAGAUUGGAUACAUUCCAGCUGGUGUGUUCCUUCAACUUUACAUCAAAAAUUGAUAUUUUGGAAUGGUGGCAGAACUAAAGUCGUGAUAGCAGAUGACAAACCUUUUGUGGCAAGUACCAAUGCAGUGGAAGCUCGUUAUUAUGAUGAAGAUAUUGGGACUAUCCGUUUCUUUGGGAUGGACCGCUAUGGCAGACCUUCUGGAAUUACUGCAUGCACCAGAUCUGCAAUGGACAGACAGACUGUGAAGGAGGUAUUUGAAGUAGUCUAUGAAGGUGAAGAGGAAGAUUUGAAGGAUCAGAUAACACUAAAGGAAUUAGAUCUGGCACCAGCAAAGCUUGAUGAUCUGAAAGCAGAGUACAAAGAUUGUUUUGCUUGGGACUAUUCUGAAAUGCCAGGUCUGGACAGAAAUCUGGUAGAGCACAGAUUACCAAUUAGACCAGAUUUCAAGCCUUUUAAACAGCCGCCUAGACGAAUGUCUCCAGAAGUUACUUUAAAAGUAAAAGAAGAGAUAGAGCAGUUGUUGAAGGUCGGAUUCAUCAGGACUUCCAGAUAUAUGGAAUGGUUAUCUAAUGUGGUUCCUGUGGUUAAAAAGAAUGGCAACCUGAGAAUCUGUGUAGACUUCAGGAAUUUAAAUCUGGCAACACCAAAAGAUGAAUAUCCUAUGCCUGUUGCAGAUUUAUUGGUGGACGGUGUAGCACGCCACCGAAUUCUGUCAUUCAUGGAUGGCCACAGCGGGUACAACCAGAUUUUUAUAGCAGAAGAGGACAUUCCAAAGACCGCUUUUCGCUGCCCAGGAGCUAUUGGUACGUAUGAAUGGGUAGUAAUGCCAUUUGGUUUGAAAAAUGCGGGUGCAACUUAUCAAAGAGCCACGAACGCCAUCUUUCAUGACAUGAUUGGUCGUUUUAUGGAAAUUUAUAUUGAUGAUGUGGUUGUGAAAUCUAAUGAGGAUGAAGAACAUCUUGAGCAUUUAAAGUUGGCUUUUGAAAGAAUGAGAAAGCAUGGUCUGAAGAUGAAUCCUUUAAAAUGUGCAUUUGGCGUUUCUGCUGGAAAUUUUCUGGGAUAUCUGGUGCAUGAGCGAGGUCUGGAAGUGGAUCAGAACAAGGCAAGAGCUGUUAUUGAAGCACAGCCGCCAAGAAGCAGAAUUGGGAAAUGGGUUCUGGCUUUGUCAGAAUUCAACCUGAAGUACAUGCCUCAAAAAGCUGUCAAGGGGCAGGCUUUGGCAGAUUUCCUAGCAGAUCAUCCGUGCCUUGAGGUAGAAGCGGAUGAGGAAAAAGAUUUCAAUUGUACCAACAACCAAGCUGAGUAUGAGGCAUUGAUUAUUGGGUUGGAAGUGUUGGUAGAGCUCAAGCUCUUGGAGGAAUUUGAUGAUGUAAUCUUGAGGCAUGUUACUCGAGAUCUGAACAUAGAAGCAAAUGAGAUGGCACAAAUCGCCUCGGGCUUAAAAAUCCCAGAAGGUGUGAUGAGCAGAAUUGUUGUUGUGGAAAAACGAAUUCUGCCAUCUAUUCACAUGCGCGAUGAGUACUGCCAGAUUAUGUCAGAUGUGCAUAACGAAAUCUGUGGUGCACACCAAGCUGGAAUUAAGAUGAGAUGGCUAAUUCAUAGACAUGAGUUCUUUUGGCCAUCAAUCUUGAAAGAUUGCAUCAGUUAUGCUAAAUGUUGCAAAGCCUGCCAGAUUCAUGGACCUUUGCAGAGAGUUCCAGCAGGGCAUUCUUUUAUUAUUGUCGCCACAGAUUACUUUACCAAGUGGGUGGAAGCAAAGCCAAUGAAGAAGGUUGACCAGACCGAUAUUAUUAAAUUUCUCAAGGAGGAAAUCAUUCACAGAUUCGGUCUGCCAGAAACAGUGACUUCAGAUCAAGGGACAGUUUUUGUUGGUGCGCAAGUUGAAGCAUUUGCAAAAGAAAUGGGAUUUAGGUUACUCACUUCAACCCCUCAUUAUGCUCAAGCCAAUGGUCAAGCUGAAGCUUCCAACAGAAUUGUGAUAAAUCUGCUGGAAAAAAUGGUUGAUGAUAAUCCAAGACGUUGGCAUGAGCUGUUAUCUGACACAAUCUGGGCUUACAGAACUUCACAAAGGAGUUCUACCAAGGUAACUCCAUUCUCUUUAACUUAUGGACAUGAUGCUGUUCUGCCCAUGGAGUUGUCUGCUAGAUCAUUGCGUAUAGCGAUUCAACAUGGUCUCACUUUUGGAGAAUAUAAUGAAGCAAUGAUUCUAGAGUUAGAAGACCUUGAAGGGAUGCGAUUGACGGCCUUGGAUAGGCUGCAAACGCAGAAAUUAAAAGUGGCUCGAGCAUACAACAAACGGGUGAAAUCCAGAAGUCUGGCAGAAGGAGAUUUGGUAUGGAAAGUAAUUCUGCCACCUGGAAAGAAAGACCCCAGAUUUGGGAAGUGGUCUCCAAAUUGGGAAAGACCAUUUCGUAUACACGAAGUGCUUAGAGGAAGAGCAUAUUGGCUUGAGUCAUUAAAUGAACAAUUACAUCCUCGAAAAAUAAAUGAAAUCUACCUUAAACCUUACUAUCCUAUGAUAUGGGAGGCUAGAGGUUUGGAUACCAUUGAUUCUACCUGAGACAGAUUUGAGAUAAGAUUUGUACAGUAUUUUAUUCCAUUAUUUUAAGCAUUUUAUCAUUCAAUAAAAAGUGCUGAGCGAA
This is a messenger RNA of Rubroshorea leprosula, 5878 nucleotides long. Lineage: Eukaryota; Viridiplantae; Streptophyta; Magnoliopsida; Malvales; Dipterocarpaceae. The record is from the annotation of a GenBank genome assembly.